Verticillium alfalfae VaMs.102 is the source of this 1683-nucleotide messenger RNA. Its product is annotated as cytochrome P450. The coding region runs from base 1 to 1683 and encodes 560 amino acids. The record is from RefSeq and is a predicted model, not a curated record. Gene Ontology annotation, molecular function: monooxygenase activity; iron ion binding; heme binding. The transcript has 3 exons. Lineage: Eukaryota; Fungi; Ascomycota; Sordariomycetes; Glomerellales; Plectosphaerellaceae.
AUGGCGGACAAUGCGACGCUGGUCGCCGACCCUCACACCAGCUUGCGGGCGCAAUUGCUCGAGCCCAUCACCGCCGGCCGAUUGAUCGCAACCCUCCUCGUCCUCUUUGUCGGCUCGCUCAUCGUCGACUACACAUGGAAGCCUACCUAUCCCACGUCCAUACCCAUGGUGGGUCAUGGCAGGGGCUUCAUUCCGGGCUUCAAGAACUUCUUCGGCUACGUCUUCCACUAUCGCGACUGGAUCAUCGAGGGGUACGAAAAGCACACCAAGAACGACCGCGCCUUCAUCGUUCCCGCCGCCGUCUCCCGCGCCUACGACAUUAUCCUGCCCCGCUCUCAGACCGCCUGGCUCCUCGAGCGCCCCGACAACGUCGUGUCUGCGCACAACGCCCACAACGACGUGCUCUACUCCGACUACAACUUCCUCGGCAAAGCACACGCGCGCACCAAAUGGUACAACCACGUUAUCCACAGGUCGCUGGCCCGCCACCUGCCAGUCAUCGUCUCCGGCAUUGAGGAGGAGGUCGUGCACUCGACCGAUGCCGCCUUUGGGCUCGACACGGACGAGUUCAAGACGAUCAAUCUGUGGGAGGCGUGGUUGGGCAUCGUACCUCAGGUCACGAACCGCAUGCUGGUAGGCAACCCCCUGUGCCGCAAUGAAGACUUCAACAAGAGCAUGGUUGCCUUUGUGGACGCUGUCAUCAUCAACUGCUUCCUCCUCAACAUGAUCCCCAAGAUCCUGCACCCGCUCUUCGGACCCCUCAUCACACUGCCCAACCGUCGCCACUGGAAGAAGGCCUCGAAGCACAGCAUUCCGCUCAUCGAGCAGCGCCUGCGUGACAUGGCACGGAAGGAGGCCGGCGAUCCAGAGUUCGAGACGUGGUCGCCACCGGAAGACUUCAUCACCUGGUCCAUCCGCCUCGCCAAGGCCGAGGGCAACGUGGGCGAGUUGAAUCCGGUCAACACGUCGCUGCGCCUGCUCCCCAUUCAGUUCGCCGCCAUUCACACGACUGUCCUCACGGGCCACAGCAUGAUCCUCGACCUCCUGACCUCGAACCCAGACGCCGAGUUUAUCGAGGGCCUUCGCGAGGAAGCCGCGCGCGUGCUGGCCGAGGAGGGCGGCCAUUGGACCAAGUCGGCUCUCUCGCGUCUGUAUCGCCUCGACAGCGCCAUUCGCGAGUCUCAGCGACUCAGCAACUUCUCUGCGACCCUCGUCGAGCGCGUUGUUGUCGCCAAGGAGGGGAUCACCAACGAGGCCGAGGGCUGGCACGUGCCGCAGGGGUCGUACAUCUCCUUCAACCUGCAGGGCCUGCAUCACGAUGGAGACAUGUACGAGAAGCCGGAUGAGUACGACGCUUUCCGGUUCAGUCGACAGAGGGAGGUGUACGAGGCGCUGCCGGCGGCGGAAAAAGAUCCUGACGAGGGGUUGAGGUUGAAGAAGCUGGGCAUGGUAACGACGAGCGAUCACCACUUGGCGUUCGGACAUGGGCGGCAUGCGUGUCCCGGUCGGUUCUUCGUGGCGCAUGAGCUAAAGAUGGUCAUUGCCCAUCUGCUACUGAACUAUGACAUUGCCCCCUUCGAGGGCGAGAGACCAAAGCCCAAGUGGGUCGGCGCAACUAUCAUCCCGCCGGUCGAGGUGACUAUCAAAGUGAAGAGGAGAAAGGGCACCGUCCCGCAGGCGUGA